AUGACUCAAGCUAAAGAUUUAAGUCACUUAUUAUCAGUAGAAGCCAACAGUAGAAAAGCCUCACCAUUGAAGAGUGCUUUUGUCUAUUAUGGAAAACCAGGUAUGACUUUCUUAGGUGGAGGUUUACCAUUGGCAGAUUACUUCCCAAUUGAAAAAAUUCAAGCUACUAUUCCUAAAGCUCCAUUCGAAGAAGGAAUUGGCGGUAACAUUAGUGAAAAAGGAUUUACUGAUAUUGAAGUUUUGAAAAGAAAACAAGAAGGUGAUGACUCACAUAUUGAAUUAGCCAGAUCCUUACAAUAUGGUUAUACUGAAGGUCAUACUGAAAUAAUGGAUUUUGUUAAAGAACAUACAAAAAUUGUUCAUAAAGUUCCAUAUGAAGAUUGGGAUGUCAUUGCUACUGCUGGUAAUACUGAAGCUUGGGAUUCUAUCUUAAGAACUUUCACCACUAGAGGUGAAACCAUUUUAGUUGAAGAUCAUUCUUUCAGUUCAGCUUUAGAAACUGUUAAUGCUUUAGGUGUUAACACUUUCCCAAUCCCAAUGGAUGCUGAAGGUAUUUUACCAGAUAAAUUGAGUGAUUUAUUAGACAAUUGGGUUGGUCCAAAACCAAAACUUUUGUAUACUAUUCCAACUGGUCAAAACCCUACUGGUUCUUCAUUGAGUACUGAAAGAAGAAAGAAAGUUUAUGAAUUAGCUUGUAAACAUGAUUUCAUCAUCAUUGAAGAUGAACCUUACUAUUUCUUACAAAUGGAAACUUAUACCACUGAUAAAGAAGCUAGAAAAGGUAAGGCUGUCCACAACCACGAAGAAUUCUUAAAAGCUAUGAUUCCUUCAUUCAUUUCAAUGGAUGUUGAAGGUAGAGUCAUUAGAUUAGAUUCAUUUUCCAAAGUUUUAGCUCCAGGUCUUAGAUUUGGUUGGUUCGUUGGACAAAAGAAUUUAUUAGAAAGAUUAGUUAGAUUACACGAAGUCUCCAUUCAAAAUCCAUCAGGUUUAACUCAAUCCAUUACCAACGCUUUAUUAAGCAGUUGGAAACAAGAAGGUUAUUUAGAAUGGUUAAUUAAAAUCAGAGAAGAAUAUACUCAUAAGAGAGAUGUUGCCAUUGAUGCUAUCAAUGAAUUCUGUCCUAAAGAUAUUGUUUCAUGUUUACCACCAGUUGCUGGUAUGUUCUUUACUGUUCAUUUUGAUGCUUCAAAACAUCCAAAAUUUAAGGAAUUAAACGAAGAACCUUUAAAUAUUGAAAAAUCUAUCUAUGAACAAUCUUUAAAACAAGGAUGUCUUAUGAUUCCUGGUUCUUGGUUCAAAGCUGAAGGUAAUUCGGUUCCUCCUCAAACUGGUAUAUUAGAAAAUCCUGAAACCAAAAAUAUGAUCUUCUUCAGAGGUACUUAUGCCGCUGUUCCUUUAGAAGAAUUAGCUAAAGGUUUAGAAAAAUUCGGUAAAGCCGUUAAAAUUGAAUUUGGUGUAUAG
Yamadazyma jaroonii is the source of this 1461-nucleotide messenger RNA. Lineage: Eukaryota; Fungi; Ascomycota; Pichiomycetes; Serinales; Debaryomycetaceae. The record is from the annotation of a GenBank genome assembly.